Messenger RNA from Psylliodes chrysocephalus, 1101 nucleotides. Lineage: Eukaryota; Metazoa; Arthropoda; Insecta; Coleoptera; Chrysomelidae. The record is from the annotation of a GenBank genome assembly.
AUGGAUCUUUCUGAUAUGAGUGAUUUAAGUGAUGAUGAGAUUGAUUGGGUUGGGCAAAUAAGUGUUGACGAAGAUUAUGGUGAACAAGAAAAUACAUUUCCGGUAUUUGAGACAAAUUAUUCAAAUCAAGAGGAAGCUGAGGUAGAGGAGGCUGGACCUUCUGUUAAGAAAACUAAAUGGAAUGUAAAGUUUAAUAAUGAAUGGAGCAAAACUUAUUCUUGGAUUGUUAGGGGAAAAGAUAUUUCACAAGCAAAAUGUACGGUUUGUGAAUCACAAUUUACAAUAAAUCACGGCGGAGAAAACGAUAUAAUUAAACAUAUGAAAACGGAAAAACAUAAGAAAAAUAUGACUAAAGGUUCACAGGAAAAAAAAAUUGAUAAUUUUUUUUCAAAAAACAAUUUAGACACAGAUUUGACCGCCCAAGCAGAAUGUGCUUUCGUUUUUCAUUCUAUCAAACAUGCUCAUAGUUAUUUAUCAGCCGAUUGUGCGGGAAAAUUAUUUAGCAGGAUUUUUCAGGACUCGAAAAUUGCCAAAAGUUAUUCAUGCGGUAGAACCAAAGCCACAAAACUUGUAACAAACAUUCUGGGUCCAGAAUCCAAACAUAUUAUUUUGAAUGACUUGGCCAAUAAUCAACCAUUUUGUAUAGCAACUGAUGCGUCAAAUAAAGGGAAUGUUAAAACAUUUCCCCUUGUCGUUAGAUAUUUUAAAAAGGAGAUUGGUGUAUGUACAAAAUUGUUAAAAUUUUAUUCGGCCAUCUCAGAAAAGUCGGAAGCCAUUGCCAACUCUUUGGUCGAAAGUUUAACAGAAGCUGGCUUGAAUAUUUUAAACGUUACGGCUUAUUGCGCAGAUAACGCUUCUGUAAACUUCGGCAAAAAACAAAGUGUUAUUACUGAACUCAAUAAAUUAAAUCAGAAUAUUGUUCCCGUUGGAUGCGUUUGCCAUAUCAUUCAUAAUGCCGGGAAGCACGGGCAAGGAGCACUUAAGUAUGAUGUUGAAUCUAUAGUGAUUAAGUGUUACAAUGAAUUUAGUAGUAGCACAAAAAAAGUAAACGAAUUGAAAGAUUUUUUAUUUUUUGUGAAGAAGAAUGGUCCGAUUUAUUAA